GUGGCGCCUGCGCGGCGCGGUGUCUGCUGGGAGGAAGGUCAGUGUGCUCGGAGCUGCUCGCGGCCGGUUGUCUUUGUCUCCAGUAAGUCUCCCCGGCUCGGACUGACGGGCGGACACCGCCGGCAUGGAUGUGUUUCUCAUGAUCCGCCGGCACAAAACAACAAUUUUUACAGAUGCCAAGGAAAGCACAACAGUGUACGAGCUGAAGCGGAUUGUGGAGGGGAUCCUGAAAAGACCCCCUGAGGACCAGCGGCUAUACAAGGACGAUCAGCUCUUGGAUGAAAGUAAGACACUUGGUGACUGUGGCUUCACCAGCCUGACUGCUCGGCCCCAGGCCCCAGCUACAGUGGGACUGGCUUUCCGCAGUGGAGGUGAUGCAUUUGAGCCUCUUCGAGUGGACUCCUUCUCCAGUCCUCCCGAGCUCCCUGAUGUAAUGAAGCCACAAGAGACAAGUGGCAGUGCUAACGAGCAGUCAGUGCAGUGAGAGCUAGAGUCUGCAUCCCCCAGUCCACCUCCUUGUUUCUCUGUCUCCUGGGGGGCGUACUGCCUCCAGCUAGCGAUGGGGUUAACAGAUUUCUCACGCUCCAUUUCACCUUGUGUAUCUCCUCAUUGUACGACUUGGCUCCCCUUUAAGUUACCCAAAGAAUGGAAGACGUGAGAUGGAGGGCACUCUUCUCAAACACCCUGCUGGGCAUAAACUCUGGACUCCUGCUCCACAUCCUGUGAUUUCCCCCCAAAGCCUCCCUCUUAACCCCCCUCCCACCACAUUUUUUUUUCUUCCUCCCUGUUCUCAGUUUUGUUUGGGGUGGGUGAUGUUCAAUUUUGUUUUUUGGUUUUUGUUCUAUUUUAUUUUUUAAAACAUAAUAAAUUUAGUUUUGCCUGAUGGA
Messenger RNA from Pelobates fuscus (common spadefoot toad), 887 nucleotides. RefSeq names its product elongin B (gene ELOB). NCBI's taxonomy places the organism in Eukaryota, Metazoa, Chordata, Amphibia, Anura, Pelobatidae. Gene Ontology annotation, cellular component: VCB complex; elongin complex. Gene Ontology annotation, biological process: transcription elongation by RNA polymerase II. Bases 125 to 484 code for a protein of 119 amino acids. The record is from RefSeq and is a predicted model, not a curated record. Gene Ontology annotation, molecular function: protein binding. The transcript is spliced from 4 exons.